This is a messenger RNA of Penicillium odoratum, 840 nucleotides long. RefSeq lists its product as uncharacterized. Gene Ontology annotation, cellular component: nucleus; 90S preribosome. The coding region runs from base 1 to 840 and encodes 279 amino acids. The transcript is spliced from 5 exons. NCBI's taxonomy places the organism in Eukaryota, Fungi, Ascomycota, Eurotiomycetes, Eurotiales, Aspergillaceae. The record is from RefSeq and is a predicted model, not a curated record.
AUGACUGAAGCUCCCGCACAAAAAGGGCUGUCCGCCAAGUUGGACAAGAAGCGCAAGAGACAAGCCGAUGAUUCUACCAAGCAAGACAAGCCCGACACAGCGCCUGCAGCAGCCCCGACUACCUCGGCUGAUGGUCCAAGCAAGAAGAAGCGCAAGAACAAAAAGAAGCAGCCUCAGCAGGAUGAUAACGCGCAGGAUCGCAAGAACGGCAUAGACGAGUCCAUUGGAAGAAUGGACGGGAAGCUGCUGGCCGAUUACUUUGCGCAGAGGGCACAGAAGCUGGAUAAGGAAUUGUCCGCAGUGGAACUGAACGAUCUUUCUGUCUCAGAUUCCACAUUCCUCGAUACGUCUGCCUACGCCGAGCCCAGAACCCUGGAGAAGCUUCCUGAAUUUCUCAAGACAUUUAGCCCCAAGGGUUUGGACUUGUCGAAGUCAUCGGAGCAGAAGGGUACCCCUCAUACACUUGUGAUUACGGGCGCUGGCCUUAGAGCAGCAGACAUCGUGAGAGCCCUUCGUUCUUUCCAAACCAAGGAAUCUAUUGUCGGUAAACUUUUCGCAAAGCAUAUCAAAUUGGAUGAAGCGAAGCAGUUUCUCCAACGUGCGCAGAUGGGUAUUGGCAUCGGCACGCCCACUCGAGUCGCUGAUUUGGUCGAAUCUGGCGAUUUGAAAUUGAAUGAGCUGCAACGCAUCGUUAUUGAUGGAUCGCAUAUCGACCAAAAGCAGCGCGGUAUUUUCGACAUGAAGGACACCCAUUUCCCCCUGCUAAAGCUCCUUACUCGACCCGAACUGCGUGAGCGGUAUGCGGCUAAGAAGAACAAGACGCAGAUCUUGAUAUUCUGA